AUGCGCGCUCACAGCGAACGCUGUUCCAGCCGAUGCAAACACCAUCUCUUUCGAAGUACAAGUUACUUGUACCAGCCGUCCCUUUCUGCUAAGAGGGAGCACCGACCCCUCAGAGCUGUACGAAAACUCGUCCAUCUACUGUACGCCUCCCACCUCCGGUGGAAGCCUGUUGGUGCGCAAGCAGCACUUCCAGACUACCUCGCCGAAGCCCCUUCUGUCGCAAAACCCGAUAUAAUUCUCGUCAAGCUUCGCCGGGGGCAGGAACUCAACAUCGAGAUGCACUGCGUCAAGAGCUGCGGGAGAGACCAUGCGAAGUACAGUCCGGUCGCUACUGCAACGUCCCGUCUGUUGCCAUAUGUUCGAAUCUUCAAAUCAAUACCAGAGCAGCUGCAAGCGAAGUUUACGCAGAGCUUCUCCCCCGGUGUUAUCGGGAGCAGAAGGAAUAAGCAAUGGGAAUGGGAAGUGUUCGUCAAGGAUGCGAGGAAGGAUACGAUGAGCAGGAACGUCUUCCUUUAUCCCGAGUUUGAGGGUGCGGUCAAACUCACUCGAGUGAGGGAUCGUUUCCUGUUCACGGUCGAGUCAGCAGGGCAAAUGGCACCCAACGCCAUCCUUCCAGAAGCCAUUGCCGUCUUCACGCGAAAGUUGAGAACCGUGUCAAAAGCACUCGACGAGCUCAUGCAUGAGGAUGUAGAGCCAGAGGUGCAGGAGGGGGGAUGGAGCUUGGCGCUUAGUGUUGGGCGGGAUGGUUGUACUAAUACAAUACUGUGUUAUUAA
Molecule: messenger RNA, 774 nt
Organism: Dacryopinax primogenitus
Lineage: Eukaryota; Fungi; Basidiomycota; Dacrymycetes; Dacrymycetales; Dacrymycetaceae
Exons: 2
Coding region: 1-774 (257 amino acids)
Biological process (GO): DNA-templated transcription
Cellular component (GO): RNA polymerase III complex; RNA polymerase I complex
Molecular function (GO): protein dimerization activity
Source: RefSeq, a predicted model, not a curated record